This is a messenger RNA of Hypoxylon fragiforme, 2789 nucleotides long. RefSeq names its product serine/threonine-protein kinase psk1. The transcript has a single exon. Bases 621 to 2114 code for a protein of 497 amino acids. Lineage: Eukaryota; Fungi; Ascomycota; Sordariomycetes; Xylariales; Hypoxylaceae. Gene Ontology annotation, biological process: protein phosphorylation. The record is from RefSeq and is a predicted model, not a curated record. Gene Ontology annotation, molecular function: protein serine/threonine kinase activity; ATP binding.
AGAAAGUGCCCAAAAUUUUGACUUUAAUGGGUAAAAUUGAGAUCCGCUCGCUAACACCCCACACAUUCACAACCAUGAAUCCCCCUGUCUGCCCUGUCCGGGCCCUUGGCUAGGCGCAAUGAUUUUUUUUUGGCUCAAACCCUGAAGACUUUAAAAAGUUCCCUAGUCUCGUCUCACGCUUUCUUACUACUCUUUUUUCUCUUCCCUUUCCUUUAAUCCACCACCAUCAAGGUGAAAUCAAUCCCUCAACUCCUCAAAAAACAGACUUACGACAUCUGGCGAAAUAUCCAGAAGACUGCCAAUGCAUCAGCAAAACAAUCACGACAAUUUCUCUUCAUCUCUAGGCCGCAACCAGAUGCUUACUCCGACCCUUCAGCCAGCACAUCCAGAUCACCUUCGUGAAGCACGCUCAGACGCUGAGCGCCGACGCGGCACCCGCCUGCCUUGAAUCGGGGCGGGUUGAGAGAGAAGAAGAAGAAGAGAGGCAGUCUCUUUUAGACGACAGAAAUUCACCUUACACAUUAAUUACUAGAUACCUACUUACUUAGUAGACCUAGUCGACCCAAUAGACAUUAUAGAAGAUUACAGAGACGGGACAAGAAAACAUUUAACCGUAUACAAUGUUGCCACCCGCAGCCCCUGCGCUUACCACCGUCCGCGGUUUUGCGCCCACUCCAAUCGUUUCCGGCGACGAUGACUCGGAUCAUUGCAAUACCCCACCCUUGUCUGCGCGACGUGGCCGUCCUGCUCGUCUGGACGAUGUCGUUAGCGCAAACUGUAGUCCUGUUCUACGCGCAACUAACUCGCCUGGAAUCGGUGGUAUCGCCAAAUUGCGCAUGCAACUCGACCCCCUUAGUUUGAAUGGCUCUCGCGCUAGUACUAUGAUGCGAACCCGAAGCAGCAGUCGACGCCGUUGCAUGAGUCGAAGCGACGAUGAGAUCUCUGAGAUUGGAUCGACCAGUUAUGAAGUCCAACUAGAGCAUGACUUUGUGAGCGAAAGUGUGCGGGAGAAGCCCCGGUAUGGCGCCAUUGAAGGCGGGUUGGUACCUCGUAAGAUGGAAGCCGAUGACUUUGAGCCCCUGCGUUGUCUCGGCAAGGGAACCUAUGGCACCGUUCUACUGGUCAAGCAGCGUGCGACAGGUCGUCUAUACGCGCAAAAGCAGUUCAAGAAGGCUUCUGUCGUGGUGCACAAGAAGCUCGUCGAGCAGACCAAAACGGAGCGCCAAAUCCUCGAGUCUGUCAAUAGGCACCCGUUUGUCGUCAAGCUAUUUUACGCAUUCCAGGACCAUGAGAAGCUAUACCUCAUUCUUGAGUAUGGAGAAGGCGGCGAAUUAUUCACCCAUCUCAAUACCGAAAAGAUGUUUCCGGAGCCAGUUGCCGCAUUUUACAUGGCAGAGAUGGUUCUAGCUCUAUCCCAUCUACACGAUACGCUCGGCGUAGUCUACAGGGAUUUGAAGCCCGAGAAUUGUCUGCUAGACUCCCAAGGUCACCUUCUACUCACCGACUUUGGUCUUUCAAAGGUCGCGAUAGAUGGAGAAGAUGGUGCUUGCAAGUCGAUACUUGGAACUGUCGAAUACAUGGCACCCGAAGUUGUUCAGGGUCAAAAAUAUGGCAAGGCGGUAGACUGGUGGUCGUUGGGUGCGCUGGGUUACGACCUCAUGACUGGUAACCCACCAUUCCGAGGUGGCAAUCAUGCCAAGAUCCAACAGAAUAUUGUCAAGCAGAAGGUUGUACUUCCGUACUUCCUAGGUCCUGAUGCCAAGGAUCUGCUUACGCGGUUUUUGAAGAAGGACCCUUCGAAGCGUCUCGGCUCGAACAUGCCCCGAGAUCUUCAGAUUAUCAAGAAGCACAGGUUCUUCCGCAAGAUCGAUUGGAAGAAGCUGGCGGCCAGAGAGAUGGAACCACCAAUUCAGCCCAUGAUCACCGACCCUGAGCUUGCCGAGAACUUUUCCGCCGAAUUCACCGAUCUGUCUCUGAGUCCGGUUGUUACGAAGAACCCAUGGAACGAUAUGUCACCAAAGGAGGGCUGUAAGGAAGACCCCUUUGGUGGAUUCAGCUUCGUGGCUUCCAGUAGCUUGCUGGAGCAUAGCAGGUUCAUGAACAUCGAGGCAUAAGUAUUGAAGCGACGGAACGCAUAACUGGUGAAAGCGCAGGCGUCAGAGCAAAUUUCGGAAUAGAGACAGUACUAGGUAUGGAAUGAAUUGUAAAGUAAUGGGGUUCAAGUUGGUUGAGAAAGGUCCCUUGGGAUGAUUGGUAUGACGACUCUAGAUGUCCGAAGGUCUCUUGAUGAUUCCUAAAUCAAUAGAUAUGGCGUUCGAGAGGGUUUGAUUUUACAAGCAUAAAGGACUUCUUAUCAGCUGCGUAUCGUGUAGUCUAAUGCUACGACUGGGGCUCGCGAGCUUGAGCCUUGUUGUAUCGUACCUAGAUUAUGCUUAAUCACAGCGAAUGGUUGGAAUACACGAUCGGUAAUAAACACGCAGCGGUAUCCAUACGUGCCAUCUUAUCGCUCGGGGGAUUGUGAUGGUGAUUGUGAUAAUGUGCCUGUUUGGUUAUGGGGAGAUGUGGCUAUGCCACGACUUCAUGGCCUACCUACCUAUAUACUACUAUAUGCACGCAACUCAUUGAAGGGACAAGGACACGCAAGCAACUGUCAUCUCGAGUCGCGUACGGUGCAUCAUGCAGAUACCAAUCAAUGUCGUAUCAACUCCCGAGUCUGUAUACCCCAUAUCCAGCUGAACCCGUCCACUUUUUCUUUUCAGUAAACCUGGGCUCGUAAAGUUGGCCAAGCC